AUGCCAAACGGUGAUACAUCAAAAACCGAACAAAAGAUGACUAUUUUUCAAGCGUCUCAAAUGACGGAAUUUUCGCCAGAAACAGACAGUUUUACUGAAUGGAAAGAGCGCUUAGAAAUCCAUUUCACCGACAUUGAUGUGACAUUGGAGCCAUCGAAAAAAGCGACGCUGUUGAAAAGUAUCGGUACACAUGCGUAUUCACUGUUACGAGCACUUUGUGACCCAAAAAGGCCAAGCGAUAAAAAAUAUGACGAACUGUGCACGCUGUUGGAAGAGCAUUUUAUGCCACCGGUAAUGAUUUAUCGGGAACGAUUGAAUUUUUACACCGCAUCGAAAAAUUCAGAUGAAUCAGUCAAUUCAUGGUACGCACGCGUUAAAACAUUAGCACUGAAAUGCAAAUUUGCCAAUUUGGACGAAGCUGUACGUGACCGAUUUAUCAUGGGAAUGGCCAACAACGAGAAAUUGUUUGAGAAAUUUUGCGAAGAGGACGAGAAGCUGACGAUAGCCACGGCAUUGAAGAAGGCGCUCAUACACGAGGUGAAACUCAAGGGUAACUCAAUGUCAACUGAUGUAAACUUUGUCCGAGGCAACAACAGUAGCGGGACUCAACGCAACAGGCGAUCUAACGGACAUCACCAGAAAAGGGAUGCAUGCAAACAUUGUGGCUGGAGGACACACAAAUCACAAACUUGCAAAUUUAGAGACGCUACUUGUGAUAAAUGCGGAAAAAAGGGACAUUUAAAGCCGAUUUGCCGCUCAAAAGAGAAGAAUUUAUCGACAAAUUUUGUUAAUUUAAAUCACACUAUUUCUCAUGUUCAAGAAACUAAUCCUAAUAUUUCGACUUUCGUUAACACAGGUACUCAAGUUGGACCGACAUGUGGUGAUGGAACGGAUUGGUAUUCUAUUUUUAAUAUUUCCGGGAGCCGUAAGUCAAAUACUUUCGAUUUAACUGUGUACAUCAACGGUAUCCAAUUCGAUGUGGAAUGUGACACUGGGUCUCCGAUUUCGUUGAUGCCUUUAACUCAAUACAGGAAGCAUUUUGACACGCGUUGUUUAAAGCAAAACACAGAAAAAUACGAUGACUACGGUGGUCAUGGAAUAGAAAUUAUCGGUGAGUUUUUACCAAACAUAAAAUAUCGAGAUCAAACUGAGGAAGUAGAAAUGGUAGUCACGAAUGUUAAUCGACCAAUUUUAUUAGGGAGAAAUUUUCUUCGGGUUUUCAACUUUGAAUUAAGACAAGUUAACGCGAUUUCAAGUUCGAGCUCAACCGUUUCAAAUCAGAAGAAUUCAGUCAAUCCUGUUCCAAUUCAAAAUUUUGCAUCUAAUUUAGAUAAUACAAAUGUUUAUAAUACAAUUGUUCAAAAAUUAAAAACUACUUUUAGUGAAGUUUUUGAAGAAGGUUUAGGUAAAUUUACCACCGCGAAAGUACAUUUAGAGGUCAUGCCGGGCACGAAACCAAUUUUUUGGAAACCGCGUGCGUUGCCGUUCGCAUGGAAACCAAUUGUUGAACAAAAACUAAAUGAAUUUUGUGAUUCUGGUAUGAUGGAACCAGUCGAUAACGCUGAUUGGGGAACACCGAUUGUGCCAGUGAUGAAACCAAAUGGUGAUUUACGCAUCUGUGGUGAUUUUAGCGUCACUCUUAAUAAAUUUUUGGUAGAUUUCAAAUAUCCAUUGCCCCGUAUCGAGGAGAUUUUCGCUUCGCUGCAGGGAGGACAGUUGUUCAGUAAAUUGGAUCUAUCGAAUGCGUACAAUCAGUUAGAAUUAGACCAUGAAUCCCAAAACCUUUGUACUCUUAGUACACAUUUAGGCUUAUUUAGAGUAAAGCGAUUAGCUUUUGGCAUAAAACCAGCGGGGGCUAUCUUCCAAAAAACCAUUGAAACAUUGUUACGUGGUAUACCUAACUGCAUAAAUUUUAUGGACGAUAUUGUCGUCACUGGGCCAGACACCCAUAGCCAUAGCAGAACAUUAACGAUCGUCUUAGGUAAAUUACAAUCUGUUGGAUUGAGACUGAACCCUAAGAAAUGCAUAUUUUUUAUGGAAGAAAUUUCGUACUUAGGUUUUACCAUUGACAAAAAUGGCCUAAGGAAAAACGACACCAAUAUUAGAAGCGUGCUUCACGCACCAAUACCUACAAAUGUAUCUGAAGUUAAGGCAUUCAUUGGAAUGGUAAAUUUUUACUCCAAAUUUGUUCCAAAUUUUGCACAAAAAAUGGAACCUUUUUAUAAGUUAUUGAGAAAAGACACUAAAUUUCAUUGGAAUGACGCCACGAAUUCUGCAUAUGAAUUGUUAAAAAAGGAGAUAACCGGUGACCAAGUGUUAGUUCAUUUUGACAGAGAAAAACCAGUUAUUUUAACAACAGACGCUUGUGAUACAGCAGUGGCUGGUAUUUUAUCACAUGAGUUUGAAAAUGGUGAGCUCAAACCAGUAGCAUACGUUUCACGUUCAUUAUCUCCAGCAGAACGAAAUUAUAGUACAAUCCAAAAAGAAGCCCUUGCCAUCGUUUUUAGCGUAACUAAAUUAUAUCAAUAUUUGAUAGGCAUUAAUUUCAUUUUGCAAACUGACCAUAAACCAUUAAUUUCAAUAUUCGGAGAGCACAAAGGCAUUCCUUUGAUGGCGGCUGCAAGAAUGCAACGGUGGGCAUUCAUUUUGUCUGGUUUUAAUUUCAAGAUACGUCAUGUUAAGGGUUCAUUGAAUCACGCUGACACUUUAUCACGCAUACCACAGGCAAAUUAUAUUAACUUUAUUAAUUCGAAUAAUCAACUUCAAUUAAGUUUCAAAAAUAUUCAAAUUGAAACACGAAGAGAUAAAGUUUUGUCCAAAUUGAUAGACGCUGUUCAAAGUGGUACAGUGUCGACCUUAACAGGUGAAGAAUUUAUUCCGUAUAAAAAUAAGGGUAUAGUCAAAACCAAGGCAUUAGCCCGUUCAUUCAUUUGGUGGCCCAAAAUCGAUAGAGACAUUGAAGAUUUAAUUAAAUCAUGUCACGCAUGCAGAUUACAACAGCCCAGUCCAGAAAAAAGUGCAUUGAUUCCAUGGAACGCAGCGGAUCAUGCAUGGUCAAGAAUUCACAUUGAUUAUGCAGGUCCAAUUCACGGAUAUUAUUUGCUAAUAAUUGUUGAUUCUUUUUCAAAAUGGAUUGAGGUGUUUAAAACAAAAACGAUUACAUCGGCAUGCACUAUCAAAUUUCUGAGAGAAACAUUUUGUAGAUACGGUUUACCCGAUAUAAUUGUCAGUGACAACGGAAGGCAAUUUACGUCAAAUGAAUUCGCGGAAUUUAUUAAAAAUAAUCAUAUCAAACAUAUUUUUACUGCACCUGGCCAUCCGGCUACAAAUGGCCAAGCAGAAAAUUCCGUAAAAACAGUAAAAAAGUCACUCUUAGCCAACUUGGAAGACAAAAAACCAAUCGAUUUCGAUUAUUUUUUGAAUAUAUUUCUAUUCGAUUACCGCAUUAGUGUGCAUUGCACCACGGGAGUUUCUCCAUCACAAGUCAUGUUAAACCGAACAUUAAAAUCACGUUUUACAUUGUUGAAACCACCUUUGGUAAAGGAAAGCAUUGUUGAAGCCCAAAAGAAAAAUAUAUCGAAUUUUCGAGGUAAAAGAGAAGUAGCAUUUGAGAUUGGUGAUAAAGUAUACAUUCGUGACUAUACCAAUCCCAACAAGCCAAGCUGGACACCAGCGAAAAUUAAAGAAAAAUUUGGUCCUCGAAAUUAUGGUUGCGUAAUUACUCAAAACGGGAGAGAAAUAAAAAGGCAUUUGAAUCAAAUUCGUGAAAUAAGCACAAGUCAAGAUGUUACACCUGAAUUGAGUACAGCGGCCAUCAAACAGGAGACUCAGCAAACACGAGAACAUACGAAUUUAAGGAGAAGUACUCCCGAUACAAUAGAUGUUCACGCAGUGCCAUCGAAAGGGGAAGAGGUAGUUAAACCAGUCAACGAUGCACUUGAUUCGAACGAAGACGAUUUAAACGAAAAAGUUAUUGAAAAAACUCGCAACGUUCCAUCAUCAAGUCGACCAAUUCGAGAGACUGCAAGCAUUGCAAAAGCGAGCAUUGCUGAUCAAUAUCGAAGUAAUUUAGUCUAA
Eupeodes corollae is the source of this 4077-nucleotide messenger RNA. RefSeq lists its product as uncharacterized. The record is from RefSeq and is a predicted model, not a curated record. Gene Ontology annotation, molecular function: nucleic acid binding. Gene Ontology annotation, biological process: DNA integration. The transcript is spliced from 3 exons. Bases 1 to 4077 code for a protein of 1358 amino acids. NCBI's taxonomy places the organism in Eukaryota, Metazoa, Arthropoda, Insecta, Diptera, Syrphidae.